AUUGCUUUUCCCACUCCACAUUUGUUUCGUCAGCUGCUGGCUGCAGGACAACGUGACGUUUUAUGUGUCUGUGGUUGCCUACGCUGCGCUGGUCUUUCUCUUCAAUACUGCGGUAAAAAAAACCUUAACAUUUCAUUAAAAUUCAUAUUAAGUUCAAACACUGGACUGCUUCCUCAUUAAUAAUCUCCUAAUUAGCUUUCUAAUUUUCACACAGUUGUAGAAGGAAUAUCUACAGGACCUAUCAAUUUGACAGCGCUAAUUUUUGACAAUACUUCAAAAAAAAAACAAACUACAUCUUAAAAUGUUAAAGUUUUGCCUAGCACAACUCAGUACAAUAUUUAACUAACCCUCCAUCAAAGCUCACAUUCGAAGGUACUUUUGUUUUUAUCAUGCAUCUCUUAUUUUAAAUUCAAAUACUGUUUUCCUAUGAUUUCACUACUCUAAAGUUUAAACCUUAUUUUCAAUCUUCUUUUAGAUCUUUGUAGUAGUUCUGAUCCAGAUUCACCACAUGCGAGUCAACAGCCCGGCUGGGAGCCAUAGUGGACUGAUGCAUGACCUGAAAGGAGUUGCCAGUCUCACCUUGCUACUUGGACUAACGUGGACUGUUGGCUUCUUCACCUGGGGGCCUGCCAGAGUUGUCCUGCUGUACCUGUUCUCUGGACUCAACACGCUGCAAGGACUUUUCAUCUUCCUCUUCCACUGUCUGAUGAAGGAGAAUGUGAGGAAGCAGUGGAAGAUUCACCUCUGCAUUGGACGUUUUCAACUUGACGAGUACUCUGAGUGGAGCAACUCAGCUUCAGCAGGCGUCAUGGCCAACCCCAGAUCAAAUCCUCUAAGAGCAUCAUUACCAUCGGUCCGCUCGGUCAAGUCCAGCUCCACAGACAGCACAUCAGCUUCCUCCAACUCGAGCCAGAGAGACUCACCUUGUAAGAGACCAAACCUGGCCUCCUGCGUAUGA
This is a messenger RNA of Monopterus albus (swamp eel), 958 nucleotides long. Its product is annotated as adhesion G-protein coupled receptor G2-like. The record is from RefSeq and is a predicted model, not a curated record. Gene Ontology annotation, cellular component: plasma membrane. The transcript is spliced from 4 exons. Gene Ontology annotation, biological process: adenylate cyclase-activating G protein-coupled receptor signaling pathway. The coding region runs from base 509 to 958 and encodes 149 amino acids. Lineage: Eukaryota; Metazoa; Chordata; Actinopteri; Synbranchiformes; Synbranchidae. Gene Ontology annotation, molecular function: G protein-coupled receptor activity.